AAACCCGAAAAAAACGGAACCAAAAGUCUCUGGGCCCUUAGCGCCAUCAAGCGGGCCGCUCGGGUCUGUUUCGUUGCGCUAAGGGUCCGGCUGGCUGGCUGCGCCCCGCCGUUUUCGCCUUGUACUCCGGCCGGCGCCACUUUCCUCUCCGCUGUCCUGCCA
Messenger RNA from Amoebophrya sp. A25, 162 nucleotides. The record is from the annotation of a GenBank genome assembly. NCBI's taxonomy places the organism in Eukaryota, Dinophyceae, Syndiniales, Amoebophryaceae.